AUGACAAGCAGCAACCUCUGGUUUUCUGCUGCUCUCACAAAUAAUACGGAAUACAUCAAAGCAAAUCUAGCCAUUCAUGCCCGCUCUGUGGAUUCAACCGGGCAGACAGCCCUCAUGAUUGCUGCAAAGCAUAAUUGUGGAGCAGUUGCAACUCUUCUUGCGCCGCACGAAAGCUGUGCAGUUAACAGUGAGGGAAAGAAUGCUAUGAUAAUCGCUGCUGAACGAAACAAUGUCGGUAUCUGUCGCAUCCUGCUAUCCCACGAGGUGCAUGCUACCGGGCCGAACGGUAUCACCCCUCUUAUGGCAGCGGCACUUCAUGGGUCUUUAGAUGUUGUUAUUCUACUUACUCCGAUACUUUGGGCCAAGUCUGACGAAGGUUAUAAGACUGCACUCGAUUACGCUUGUCUGCAAGAUAAACUGGAUGUACUGAAGUUCAUGCUCGAUAAAGUGCCCAGUGUAACUCCGAAGAUGCUUCAUAGUGCAAAGACGACAGCUACCAAUAGCAAUAAUGAGAAAGCUCUUGCGCUUUUGGUGGCGUAUGAAAAUAGUCCCGAGUACAAGGCAGCGGCAUUUAGGCUCCAGCAGCGGUCUGUAAUCAACUCUAGCAUUCAUGGAUCUACCACUAAGGACAAACACACGUCAGGUCAGGACAGUAUUCCCACAGAAUUGCAAGCUUAUCGGGAUGAAAACGGCCGGUCACUACUGAUCCUUGCUGUUCUUUCGGGUAACGACAAGGCUGUCCAGCAUCUGCUGGGGUGCUCACGGGUUACAGACCACCAGGGGAUGACCGCACUCAUGUAUGCAACUAUUCGGAACAAUACGUCAAUGAUAAAACUCUUACUGCCACACGAAGUCACAUGCAAGACAAAAGAAGGUAUCACAGCUCUUAUGUAUGCCUCAUACUUGAAUCACGCAGAGCCUAUUAAGCUCUUACUGCCUGCAGAAGCCAAGCUUUGCGAUGGAAAUGGGCGUACAGCUCUUAUGUAUGCUGCUUUUGCCGGCAAUGUUAACGCUGUCCGCGAUCUUCUCCCUCUAGAGGGUGGUAUGUGCGAUAAGAUAAACCGUACUGCGCUAAUGUAUGCUGCUCAGCGAGGGAAUGAUGAAGUAGUGGCGGUACUUAGAGACCUAGAGGCAGGGAUGCGCACGACAAUGGGGCUCUCUGCCUUGAUGAUAGCUAGCUUUUUCAACUCAGUAGAUUGCGUGAAGCUCCUUAUAGAAAGAGAGAAGCAGCUACAAGUGGCGUACGAUUCACGUAACGCUCUUUCAGGGUUCACUGCCCUGAUGGCUGCUGCAAGCAAUGGGUCAUAUAAAACAGCGUCGCUGUUGAAGGAAGUUGAGGCAGAUAUGUCAAUCAAAAACACUCCCGUUACUGACGGAGCAGGCACCACUGCCUUGAUGCUUGCUGCCCAGUAUGGAUACGACUCUAUCGUUAAGCUCUUGAUAGCGAAAGAGGCUGGCAGGUAUCGAGAGAGCGGGAUGACUGCUCUUAUGGAUGCUUGCUCCAAGGGUAAUUACGCCUGUGUGGACUACCUUCGGAAAGCGGAGUGUGGAAUGAAACGUAAUGAUGGCAAGUGUGCGUUGAUAUUGGCCGUCAAUGCCCGUGAGGAGCAGUGCGUAAGGAUAAUGGCCAAAUAUGAAAAGAAGCUGCGCGACUCCUCUGGCCACACAGCAGAGUACCAUGCAAAGGUUGGCCAGUUUGAGGGGGCUAUAGCGCUCCUUAAGUAA
This is a messenger RNA of Giardia duodenalis, 1725 nucleotides long. Its product is annotated as Ankyrin repeat protein 1. Gene Ontology annotation, molecular function: protein binding. The record is from RefSeq and is a predicted model, not a curated record. Bases 1 to 1725 code for a protein of 574 amino acids. Lineage: Eukaryota; Fornicata; Diplomonadida; Hexamitidae. The transcript has a single exon.